CCCACUUUCUCUUCCCCAUCUCCUCAGUCGUAUCCUUCUUCUUCUUCUUCUUCUUCUUCUUGUUUAACAGUUUGGAAUCAGAACUCCAUGGCUGACGAGCAAGUUCAGAAGACAAUUGAAGCACCAGUUGAGCAGGAGGUUGUGGUUGUGGCUGAUGUAACAGACGCGCAGACUACUCCCGCAACCGCACCACCUCUUGACAAACACCCAUCGCCUGUCACUGAAGAAGAAGAACCUCUCAACCCAAACCAGGUUCGCGACGACGAUAAGGUUCCUCAAUCGAAUUCUUUUCAAGAGGAGAGCAAUCGAGUUGCUGAUCUUCCUGAUAAUGAAAAGAAAGCUCUUCAAGAGCUCAAGCAGCUUGUCCAGGAAGCUCUCAACAACCGCGAGUUUAGCAGAGUAGCAGAAGCUGUUGCACCCAAAGAAGAGGAGAAGAAAGAGGCUGCUGCUGAGGUGGUCACAGAAGAUGAAGUUGUUGCUGGUGAAGCUAAAGAGACAGAGAAACAAGAAGAAGGAGAGAAAGUCCAAGUGGUUGAAACAGAAAAGGUAACUGCAACUCCUUCUAAUGCUGAUGUUGUGGAUGAUGAUGGUGCCAAGACUGUUGAAGCCAUUGAAGAGACUAUCGUAACAGUCUCCACUUCUUCUUCUUCUUCUUCUUCUUCUUCCGUUCAACAGGAUCAUCAGCAGCCAGAAGCAGCCAAUGAAGCAGAGGCAGAUCCUGCUUUGGAAGAAAAAAAAGAGGCUAAAACAGAAGACGCAUCCAUCUGGGGCAUACCUCUUCUUGCAGACGAGAGGAGCGACGUGAUUCUCUUGAAAUUCUUAAGAGCAAGAGACUUCAAGGUCAAAGAUGCGUUCACGAUGCUCAAGAACACGCUGCGCUGGAGAAAGGAGUUCGGCAUUGAUGAACUGAUUGAGCAAGACAUGGGCUGCGAUGAGUUGGAGAAGGUUGUAUUUAUGCAUGGCCAGGAUAAGGAAGGACACCCUGUUUGCUACAAUAUCUAUGGAGAAUUCCAAAACAAGGAGCUUUAUCAGAAAACUUUUUCUGAUGAGGAGAAGAGGCAGAAAUUCUUGAGGUGGAGAAUUCAAUUCCUUGAAAAGAGUAUUAGGAAACUAGAUUUCAACCCAGGUGGCAUUUGCACCAUUGUUCAAAUCAAUGACCUCAAGAAUUCUCCUGGACCCGGUAAAUGGGAGCUUAGACAAGCGACCAAACAAGCCCUUCAAUUGCUCCAAGACAAUUAUCCAGAAUUUGUAGCCAGACAGGUGUUCAUCAAUGUGCCAUGGUGGUACCUAGCAGUGAACAGAAUGAUUAGUCCAUUUUUAACCCAGAGGACGAGAAGCAAAUUUGUCUUUGCCGGUCCUUCCAAAUCUGCAGAGACACUUUUGAGGUACAUAGCUGCUGAGCAAGUACCAGUCAAGUAUGGAGGUUUGAGCAAAGACGGUGAAUUUGACACAACAGACGCUGUAACCGAGAUUACUGUAAAACCAGCAGCUAAGCACACGGUAGAAUUUCCAGUUACUGAGACAUGCAUGCUGACAUGGGAGGUGAGAGUAGUUGGAUGGGAGGUGAGUUAUGGAGCUGAGUUUGUACCGAGUUCUGAAGAAAGCUACACAGUGAUAAUACAGAAGGGUAGAAGAGUUGGAUGGAAUGAAGAACCAGUGAUUUGUAACUCGUUCAAGAUUGGGGAAGCAGGCAAAGUAGUUGUCACAAUUCAAAAUCCGACCUCCAAGAAGAAGAAGCUCUUGUAUCGCUUGAAGAUCAAACCUUGUUCUGAUUGAAUCAUUUUCAACCAAGUCUCAAUAAUUUUUGCUCUCGAUAAUUUGUAGAAAAGGUGAGGUACAACAACAUUAAUCAUUUGUUUUCGAGUCUUCUUUAAAUUUAGUGUUAUAUAUAUAUGAAUGUGUAUUCAUUUUAUAUAAAUGAAAAUUUCAAGUUGGAUUGUUGGUUUGUGACA
Molecule: messenger RNA, 1952 nt
Organism: Carica papaya (papaya)
Lineage: Eukaryota; Viridiplantae; Streptophyta; Magnoliopsida; Brassicales; Caricaceae
Product: patellin-3-like
Molecular function (GO): lipid binding
Source: RefSeq, a predicted model, not a curated record